Messenger RNA from Rasamsonia emersonii CBS 393.64, 2436 nucleotides. RefSeq lists its product as uncharacterized. The transcript is spliced from 3 exons. The record is from RefSeq and is a predicted model, not a curated record. The coding region runs from base 1 to 2436 and encodes 811 amino acids. Lineage: Eukaryota; Fungi; Ascomycota; Eurotiomycetes; Eurotiales; Trichocomaceae.
AUGGAAGACAAGGUUGCCCCCCGCAGCAAGGACGACGACAGCAAUGUUGAGCUAUGGCAACGAUAUCAGACUGCGAGAGAAAAUCUUCGGACCAAAACGGACUUCUUCGACAAGUACAAGGCACCCAUCACACGUCGUAUUAAUCCUCCUGAUGAUCCUGCUUUGAAUCGUUCACUCGUGAGAGCAGAACACGCUACAAGCAAGGAAGAGAGCACAGCCCACAGUGCCCCUCUUGUGAAGCAUACAUCCAAGCAGUCAGAACCAUCCUCUGUGGCUAAUCGAAGUUCCUCACAUAAUCUUUACAAUGCCAGUCCAGUCCUUAAGCAGGCAGAGUGGGAUUCUGGCAGCUUGAAGACAGCACCUUCCCACGGAGACAAUCCAGGACAAGGCACUCUGGUCGAGUCUUGUGCACAAUCAGUCUCACCUCAGGUUGCUGUUAUCAACACGUCUCCUGUGAGCAAAAAUCACGCUCUUGAUGGCCGUGACUCUUUCCAUGGCCGUGAGGUUGUAACUCACCAUCCUAAGAUCAACUCAGAAUCUCAACCAGAAGACGCGCAAGUGAGGACUGAAACUCAAGCCACAAAGUUCCUUCAAAAUUCUGCACAAACAUCAGGCUUAGGAUCCUCUGGACCUGCUGCUGCUCGUGAGAUCGAAUCCUUGAAGCAUACAGAAUUAUCGAAGACAAAAGUCAAGAUGAGCGACACUGAUCAGUCCGAAGAAGUUCUCCUGCACCGCUAUCGGGGUAAGGGCCAGGCGAAGGCUUCGAACAGCCAAGUUCAGGAAUCUCAGACCAAGUCAUCAAUCCCACAGGAUAAGUUGACUGAUAGACCUGAGCCUGGUCCUGCACCGCUAGGCGAUACACCGAUCUAUUUUAGCGUCGACAACUCUUCCUACUCGGAGCAGAAGCCACAGCCCGAAAAAAGGAAAGGGGUUAGACAAACUGAGGCGACUCCUGAAGCCAAGGAGGAACUCAGACGCCUCCAGCAAGAGAUCAGAGCCCAAGUUGGAAAGUGCAAACUGAAGACCGACGAUCGCCUAGAUUCCAACCCUGAGACUCUUAUGAAGGCAAGAACCGGACCUGGAACGGAUCCCACCUCUGUCAUUUAUCGGCGGGUCAUUAAGCGUCUGGACGUCGGUCGCGCAGAUUCCGUUUUCACGUUUCCCCCUGACAUGUCGGAAAAAGAGAAGCACGAGCUGCAGUGGACCCUAUACGCACAAGACGUUCGGGCAUACCCAGAAAUUGAAGAGGGCCACGUCGUACUCUCUUCACAUCCCAGGCCGAAAGAGUCGAGCACUCCUGAUGGCAGCCCCUGUGGUGAAAUUCCUCCAUGCCCAACGCCUCAGGAGAUAGUUGACUCUGUCAAUUGGGAUGAUAUCAACAAUUGGGAGUUUGGUGACCUUGCUCGGCGCGCAGACUGGGAGUACAGUCCCGCAGUCUGGAAUGCCCCCGUCCAGUACCGAAACUGGUUCUACGCCUGGUUGGACUCCACCAUGCAUAUCUGCCACUAUGCAGAUAUAUAUCACAAGUCUUUCUUUGACGGCACUGCGCAUCCUGAUGGGCUGAAGGGCAUGUUUAUCCCCAAUAUUGAGCAUCCUGAGGCAAAACGUAAUACGGAGGAUGAGAAAACCAACCCUCAUUAUCACGAGACUGUGGAUGGCUACCGCUUUAAUUAUAUCACCCAGCAGAAGAAGGAGCAAGCGGAUUCCGAAAUCAGGAGAAGGGAAGCUCGUGCUCAAUAUUUGGCAGCCAUGAGGACACCACCUUCGAGCAAUCCUAAUGUCCCGAAAGCUAACAUCUACUUGCGCCCUGCUGAAGUCGGUGACAUCCCAGAGCUCUUGAGUCUCUAUAACUGGUACGUUGCCAAUGCGACUCAAUGUGUGGACGUGACAGCUCUUGCCGGACCAGACAUGCGCCAACGCAUUGAGGACUGCAAGCGUGAAAAGUUACCUUUCAUCGUUGCAGUGGAACGAAAGUCAGCCACCUUCAAUUGUCGUCUUCGUCGUGACCAGAAUGAGAACGUCAUGGGUUAUGCAUUGGCAACGGACUUUAUGGGUGCUCGUACCAUCGGCCGUCAUACGGCGGAAAUUGAAAUCUUCGUUCACCAUACGAAGAGAGAUCAAGGAGUUGGACGUUGUCUUAUGGACAAGCUCUUGGAAAUUUGCGAUCCAACGUACCUUGGACGCGGAGGCUACUUCUUUGAUUCUGACUUGGAGGAUCACGGAUGUUACUCUCCAGGAAGCUCCCGCAGACUGGCUCGCCUUGUUAUCGCGAUGAGCUAUUCUGAAGAUGAUCCCUCGGACUACCUCCGGGUUAAGGAAUGGCUGAUGCGGAGACACCGGUUCGAGGAGCAGGGGUUGCUGAAGGGAGCUGCUAGGAAAUUUGACAAAUUUCUCAACGUCAGCUACCUCGUUCGUGCCAUCCCAUGGAUUGUCUAG